GUGAAGGCCUGAAGGGUGUUGGUUGUGGCCGUAUGUAUGGUGGAUGACGAACUCAUUGAACUCGCUACAUGCUGGAUUAUGGUCACAGACUUAAAUAACCAUUAACCUUCAAAUCAAAUCACCAUAAUUUCACAGUGUGAUGGAUCCAUCAUCCCAAUUUUCUGUCUUUCCUUCUUCCCAACAAAACCCUAAUCCCAAUAAUGUUUCAUUGGACCCCAAUUCCGGUUCAAUCCAAAACCCUAACCCUAGCUUGAAUCACUACCUCUCUCUCUCUUUCACCGUUCCCAAGAAGAGGAGGCGUGGCAGGUCCCAACGCAAUCCGGCGGCGUCGUUUCGUGUUCCUCUCAUUCUCAAUGCUUCUUUCAAUGCUAACAAUAACAACAACAACAACAACGAUAUUGCCUCUUACACCACUUCUUCUUCUUCUUCGUCUUUUACCAGAAACCCAUUAUCAUCGUUACCUGACACCUCUGAUGAGAUUAUUGUGAUAAACAAAGAAGCCAAAACUGAAGCUUUGAUUGCUCUCACUGCUGGUUUUCCUGCGGAUUCACUCACAGAUGAAGAAAUCGAAGCUGGGGUUCUUACCGUUAUUGGAGGGAUUGAACAGGUGAAUUACACUCUCAUUAGGAACCACAUUAUUGCUAAAUGGCGUGAGAAUGUGUCCAAUUGGAUCACUAAGAACAUGUUCAUUGAUUAUAUACCUCAACAUUACCACACCCUUUUGGACUCUGCAUAUAAUUACCUUGUCUCACAUGGAUAUAUCAAUUUUGGUGUUGCUCCCCAAAUUAAGGAAAAAAUCCCAGCUGAACCGGGUAAAACGAGUGUGAUUGUUAUCGGAGCAGGCCUUGCCGGGUUGGCGGCUGCGCGGCAGCUAUUGCGAUUCGGGUUUAAAGUGACGAUUUUGGAAGGGAGGAAACGAGCUGGGGGUAGGGUUUAUACCAAGAAAAUGGAGGUAGGGAAUAGGGUAUGUGCAGCUGCGGAUUUAGGUGGGAGUGUUUUGACAGGUACACUUGGGAAUCCUCUUGGGAUUGUGGCGCGGCAAUUAGGUGAUAUGCUUCAUAAGGUGAGAGAUAGGUGUCCACUUUAUAGUCUGGAUGGAAAGCCAGUUGACCCUGAAAUGGAUGUGAAGGUGGAAUCUGCUUUUAAUAGGUUACUAGACAAGGCAAGCAGGCUUAGGCAAUUAAUGGGGGAGGUCUCUGUAGACGUGUCCCUUGGUGCAGCAUUGGAAACAUUCAGGCAAGUGUGUAGAGGAGAUUCAGUGAAUGAUGAGGAGAUGAACUUGUUCAAUUGGCAUCUUGCGAAUUUGGAGUAUGCUAAUGCGGGUUUGCUAUCGAAUCUUUCACUUGCUUUUUGGGACCAAGAUGAUCCAUAUGAUAUGGGAGGAGAUCAUUGCUUUUUGCCUGGAGGAAAUGGAAAGCUGGUUCAGGCUUUGGCUGAGAACGUGACUAUUUUAUAUGAGAAGACUGUGCAUACGGUUAGGUACAGUAGUGAUGGAGUGCAGGUUAUUGCAGGAAGUCAGGUAUUUGAAGGUGAUAUGGCACUGUGCACUGUUCCACUAGGUGUAUUGAAGAAAGGGUCUAUGAAAUUUAUACCGGAGUUGCCUCAAAGAAAACUUGAUGGAAUAAAAAGAUUGGGUUUUGGUCUACUGAAUAAGGUUGCUAUGCUCUUUCCUCAUGUUUUCUGGGAGAUGGAUCUUGACACAUUUGGGCAUCUUUCUAACGAUCCAAGUCGUCGUGGGGAGUUUUUUCUGUUUUACAGUUAUGCAACAGUUGCUGGUGGUCCCCUGUUGAUUGCUUUAGUAGCAGGGGAAGCUGCACAUAAGUUUGAGAGCAUGCCCCCUACAGAUGCAGUCACACGGGUUCUUCAAAUUCUCAAGGGUAUUUAUGAACCAAAAGGAAUCAACGUUCCUGAACCUAUCCAAACUGUCUGUACUAGAUGGGGUAGUGAUCCCUUCUGCUUUGGUUCUUACUCUAAUGUUGCAGUUGGAGCUUCAGGUGAUGAUUAUGAUAUUUUAGCAGAAAGUGUGGGAGAUGGUAGACUUUUCUUUGCUGGGGAGGCAACCACCAGGCGCUAUCCUGCAACUAUGCAUGGGGCUUUUCUAAGUGGUCUAAGAGAAGCUUCAAAUAUGGCCCACUAUGCUAAUAUUCGAUCACUGAGGAUGAAGGUUGAUAGGACCCCUUCAAAUGCUCAUUCUUGUGCUUCCCUUCUUGCAGAUUUAUUUAGAGAACCUGAUAUAGAAUUUGGGAGCUUUUCUGUCAUUUUUGCUCGGAAGAAUGCAGACCCCAAGUCACCAGCAAUCUUGAGGGUAACAUUUAGUGAGCCUAGAAAGAAGUGUCAUGAAGUUGCAAAACAAGACCAACAACAAUACUCAAACAAAUUACUUUUUCAGCAGCUCCAGUCACAUUUUAAUCAGCAGCAGCAGCUUCAUGUCUACACUUUACUAUCAAGACAACAGGUUCUUGACCUAAGAGAGGUGAGAGGCGGUGAUGAAAUGAGAUUGAAUUACCUUUGUGAAAAACUAGGAGUGAAGCUGGUGGGAAGAAAAGGAUUGGGGCUGAGUGCUGAUUCUGUCAUUGCUUCUAUUAAAGCUGAGAGGGGCAAUCGGAAACCUGUUUCAACCUCUAUGGCUCUUAAACCAGGGGUGUCAAAGUUGAAAGCGGGCAUUACGAAGCGAAAGUUAAUAAGAAAGGCAAAAGUGGUGAAAAAAAACAUUGGGUCCAUACUUCAUGCUAGCACGAAUGUGGGGGCUGCCACCAAAGCAUCAGAAGAGACUCGGGUAAUAGAUGAAGUGCUUCCUGAAGUGCCUGUUUCAGGGAGCAAUCAAAAUGACUUGUCAAAUCCAUAAAUGGAUGGCCUUCCCUUCACCUAGGAGAUCAUCAUAAUGCAAAUAAAUCCAAGAUCUCGAUGACAAUGUCAGAGGAAGUUGGCCCUUGAAUGAAGCACAGGCACUUUGCUGCCUCAAAGCAUCAUCCAACUAUUCGAGGCAAUAUCUCCUGCAAUCAUCGCAAGUCAUGAAUAUGUUUUGUGAUUGAAUAGAUCAUCAUAUGCUUGCCAUCCAAGUGAAGAACUUGCGAAUGGGCUAACUUAUAGCAUUGUGAUAGGUCUCAUUAUGCUCAUAUGUCCUGCAAAUUGAGACUGGCCAUCGUCCUUUUUAGGUUCAGUGCUACGUUUUUAGCCAGCAAACGGGUAAAAGAAUAUACAGUUUG
Gastrolobium bilobum is the source of this 3206-nucleotide messenger RNA. RefSeq names its product protein FLOWERING LOCUS D. NCBI's taxonomy places the organism in Eukaryota, Viridiplantae, Streptophyta, Magnoliopsida, Fabales, Fabaceae. The record is from RefSeq and is a predicted model, not a curated record. The transcript has 6 exons. Gene Ontology annotation, molecular function: protein binding; oxidoreductase activity. The coding region runs from base 140 to 2845 and encodes 901 amino acids.